Messenger RNA from Danaus chrysippus (African queen), 1623 nucleotides. The record is from the annotation of a GenBank genome assembly. NCBI's taxonomy places the organism in Eukaryota, Metazoa, Arthropoda, Insecta, Lepidoptera, Nymphalidae.
AUGCAUUUCAAACUAAUAGUGUUGUUAUCAUUGGUUUCUUUUGUUAGAAAUCACGAUGUUUACAUCGGUUCUGAGGGAGGAAGAAAAAUAUUUGAAGACACAAGAUACGCGGGUCCGGCGAUAUGGAGACAGGUUGAAAAUAUUACAGUGAUCGCACCAGAAAAUGAAGUUAUAAGCAUGGUUAAUAUCACUGACUUACGGCCGGAUAAAGAUGGCGACGUGGAGAUAGUUGAUGGCGGGAAAGGUGAAAAAAGUGUUACAAUAGAAAUCAAGAGUCCCACAGUAUUGAGAGGCUAUGAAUUCCAUAUUGAAGUAUAUUCAACAUCCGCAAAAACUGAUAAUAACAACGCUCAGUCAGAUAGUAUGGAGAAUGAUUUUAAAACGACGGCAAUUCCAGAGAAUGUAUCAGGAAGUUCAGAAGUUAUACCAGCUGAGGUUGGAAAAGAUUCUGAUAUGCCUAGACCUGCGAGGGAAGCUAGUGUUGAACAAGAGGAAAGUGGAACAACAGAAGUAGUGAAUGAAAGUACAACUGAAUAUACAACAACAACAGAUUCAACAACAGAAGACAGUGAAAGUUCUGUUGAUGAAGAUUCAGUUCCAGUCGAUUUAGACUCUGAUUUACUAAGACCAGCCCGUCAUGCAUCUGAAGAAGAAAGCAUCGAAGAUAUUACAACAACCACUGAAAUGGAACAUUUCGAAUUCAAAGGCACCUUGGAAUACAUUCCGACAACUGAAGAAACAGGCAGUGAAAAUAAUCCAACGAUAAUCAGCGAGGAUGUUAUAAGACCGGCACGAAGAACAGACGAGGAAAAUGAUUCUGAUGCAACAACUGAAAUUGUCGAAGAACAAAACAUAGACACUACACCCAACAAUGGUAUUAAUAAAAAUAAUUAUACUUACAUGGAUAUACUAGAGUACAUCAAAAUGAGAGAACAAAGUGUAAGACAAAUCCGUCGCACAGACGAGGAUUCAGAAGAAAGUAAAGAAAAUUCAUCAGAGAGUUCAGCAAACGAUGAAACAGUAGAUCUAGUUCCACCAGAAGAAAACUCAAGUUACAGUGAUAACUUCUACACAGACAGCACAGAAACUACAAUUAAUUCUGAAGAAACUACACCCAUCAGCAAUCCUAGAUAUGUUAGAAGGUUAGAUUCGGACUUAAUGUUGGACACUACAACCGAAACCAAUGAGAAUACUGACGUAACCGAAGGAUCAACAAUAGCUGAUGAAGUUACAACCGAAGCUAUAGAAAAUACUAGAAACUCACGAAAUACCGAAAACUUACUAGACAGCGAAGAUCUCGAUUUAAAUAACGAAACUAGUGCGGAAAAUAAUAUGAUGUCAAACGAUAAAAUCUCGAGCGGUAUUGUGUUGUUAAAAGGAAACGAUAUAAUUGUUUCAGCAGAAGGUAAAGAAUUGAGAUUUAAUCUUCCAAUAGUGCUUAUUAUAGGCAACGAAAAUAACUUUCCUCUAUUCAAUAUGAUUGGGCCCCAAGAUACUGAGAACAGGAUUUUGAAUAAUGAUUUGGAAAAUAUGAAUGAUAAUCUGGAUGUAAAUGUUCCCGAAUAUACAUCUGUGGAUGCUGAGGCAGCCAGUGAAAUUAUUAUGAAUGACGAUUCAUAUUAA